Molecule: messenger RNA, 2301 nt
Organism: Papaver somniferum (opium poppy)
Lineage: Eukaryota; Viridiplantae; Streptophyta; Magnoliopsida; Ranunculales; Papaveraceae
Product: 4-coumarate--CoA ligase-like 5
Exons: 5
Coding region: 118-1800 (560 amino acids)
Cellular component (GO): peroxisome
Molecular function (GO): CoA-ligase activity
Source: RefSeq, a predicted model, not a curated record
CAAAUAACUAAUUCUGUGGGAAAGAUUCCUGAGAGAAAAAUAGAAAGGGAAUAAGAAAAAAACAGAGAAGUACUUUUUCUUUUUGUGUGAGAGUGAAAACAGGGAAGUACUUCAGUGAUGUUAAUGGCGAACGAGAUGAUUACAGUCGAUCCCGAAAGUGGGUUUUGUGAAUCGAAUUCGAUUUUUUAUAGUAAACGAAAACAAUUACUUCUACCUUGCAAUGAAAACUUAGAUAUUACAACUUUCCUUUCUUCAAAAGUUCACAGAGGAAAGACUGCGUAUAUUGAUUCUUCAACUGGUAAAAGCUUAACAUUUUCACAAUUAUGGAAAGCUGUUGAUUCAGUAUCUUCUUUUCUUUCUGUUGACUUAAAGAUACGUAAAGGUGAUGUAAUUCUUAUUCUUUCUCCGAAUUCUAUAUUUUUCCCUGUAAUUUGUCUCUCGGUUAUGUCUCUUGGAGCUAUCAUUACAACAACUAAUCCACUCAACACACCUCAAGAAAUCGAUAAACAAAUUGCCGAUUCAAACCCCAUUCUAGCUUUCACUACUCAGUCUCUUUCACCUAAACUCGCUUCUACUAAUCUUCCAGUCAUUCUUAUCGGAGAUUCUACUCCAAUUACCCGAUCAUUAUCGGCAACUACUAAACCUUUAAUCAUUGCAUCACUGGAAGAAAUGAUGAGAAAAGAACCGAGUCCGUACCGUGUUAAAGAACGAGUUGGUUUGGAUGAUACAGCAACAUUACUAUACUCGUCAGGAACAACAGGAGUAAGUAAAGGAGUAAUUUCGUCGCACGGAAAUUUGAUAGCAAUGGUUCAAACUGUAUCAAAUCGGCUGAAGGAUUCAGAUGGAAGCCAAACAUAUGUGUGCACUGUUCCGAUGUUCCAUAUCUACGGUUUAUGUGCAUUUGCAUCAGGAUUAUUAGCAUGCGGAUCAACUGUUGUAGUUCUUUCGAAAUUUGAACUUGAUGAAAUGUUGUCAGCAGUUGAAAGAUAUAGAGCAACAUGUUUACCUUUGGUACCUCCAAUACUGGUUGCACUCAUAAACAAUGCUGAAAAUAUUUGGAAGAAAUUUGACUUGAGUUCUUUAAAAACGGUUUUAUGUGGUGGUGCCCCUUUAAGUAAAGAAGUAACUGAAGGGUUUGUAGAGAGAUACCCGAAUGUUUCGAUACUUCAAGGAUACGGGUUGACAGAAACUACAGGAAUUGGAGCAUCCACAGAUUCGCAAGAGGAGAGCAGAAGGUAUGGUACCGCUGGGUUAUUGUCGCCAAGUAUGGAAGCCAAGAUUGUUGAUCCGGAAACGGGUACAGCUUUGCAAGUAAAUCAAGCAGGCGAGCUUUGGGUUCGUGGUCCUACUGUUAUGAAAGGUUAUUUCAGUAACAUGGAAGCUACCAUAUCCACAAUAAAUUCUGAAGGAUGGUUAAGAACAGGUGAUAUCUGCUAUAUCGACAAUGGCGGUUAUAUCUUUGUGGUUGAUAGGUUGAAGGAGCUGAUCAAAUACAAGGGCUAUCAGGUUCCUCCUGCUGAACUUGAGGCAUUGCUGCUUACUCACGCGGAUAUUUCAGAUGCUGCUGUUAUCCCAUUUCCAGACAAGGAAGUAGGCCAAUUUCCCAUGGCAUAUGUGGUUAGAAAAGCUGGAAGUAAACUGACAGGAAAUGAAAUUAUGGAGUUUGUAGCGAAACAGGUAGCUUCAUACAAGAAAAUUCGACGCGUUUCAUUUGUGUCGGCUAUCCCAAAAAACCUAUCAGGGAAAAUUCUAAGGAAGGAUCUCAUUAAACUUGCGACCUCCAAGCUCUCCAGGAUUUGACAUAGUUAGGUUCUGAAGCAAUUCAAUGGGUUUAUAAUUUAAACCGGUCAAUACGUGUAUGUAAUGAAAUGCACAUCAUUAAGUGCUUUGUAAGGUUCAAUAAGAAGUUUCAAUAUGUAGUGGGAAAAUGGAAUUCUGUAACAGUUGACAUGUUAAUACUUAAUAACUAAGAUCAAUACAAUUCCGUAUCCAUGACCUUUUUUUCUGUGUGUGGGUGUGUUAUAAAUGCCGUGCCACGAGGAAAAAUAUGACAAUAGACUAGGAUUAAGUACUCCGAGAGACGCCUACAUAACAAAGAUAAGGUAAUUUCAGAAAGAAAAAAAAAAUCUUACUUUCUGACACAAUUUUACAUUGAUAAUGGUAAAAGCAUUCUUCUUUUCUUCUUCCCGGCCAGUCUCAUUUGUUUCCAGAUUUUCAUGCAGACAAGUAACAGCAUAGUAAUGCAUAUUAAGAUAAAGGCAAGUUGCAUAUACCUAAAAUACAAAGAAACUGCGGAAAAAA